UGGCUCCGCUCCACCCUCCGCCCGGCAGCCGCGUUUUCCCGCUCCAGCUGCCGCCUCCGCUGCCACUGCCGACUCCGUCUCCGCCGCGCACCCCUUGGAGCUCCAGGAUGCCCAACAUUGUGCUCUUCAGCGGCAGCUCGCACCACGACCUGUCCCAGCGCGUGGCCGACCGGCUGGGCCUGGAGCUGGGCAAGGUGAUCACCAAGAAGUUCAGCAACCAGGAGACCAGCGUUGAGAUCGGCGAAAGCGUGAGAGGGGAAGAUGUCUAUAUCAUCCAGAGCGGCUGUGGCGAGAUCAAUGACAACCUGAUGGAGCUUCUCAUUAUGAUCAACGCCUGCAAGAUCGCGUCGUCGUCCAGGGUGACCGCAGUGAUCCCGUGUUUUCCAUACGCCCGACAAGACAAAAAAGACAAGAGCCGUGCUCCGAUCUCUGCGAAACUUGUGGCCAAUAUGCUCUCAGUCGCAGGGGCAGAUCACAUUAUCACCAUGGACCUGCAUGCCUCUCAGAUCCAGGGAUUCUUUGACAUUCCCGUGGAUAAUUUGUACGCGGAGCCCGCAGUCUUGCAGUGGAUCCGGGAGAACAUUGCUGAGUGGAGAAACUGUAUCAUCGUUUCCCCCGAUGCAGGGGGAGCCAAAAGGGUCACGUCGAUUGCCGACAGGUUGAAUGUGGAGUUUGCCUUGAUUCACAAAGAGAGGAAGAAAGCGAAUGAAGUGGACCGGAUGGUCCUGGUGGGCGACGUGAAUAACCGCGUGGCCAUCCUCGUGGACGACAUGGCCGACACCUGUGGCACAAUCUGCCACGCUGCGGACAAGCUGCUCUCAGCCGGAGCAACCAAAGUGUAUGCUAUCCUUACCCAUGGAAUCUUCUCUGGGCCAGCCAUUUCCAGAAUAAACAAUGCCGCCUUCGAGGCUGUUGUCGUCACCAACACGAUUCCACAAGAGGAGAAAAUGAAUCACUGCUCCAAGAUCCAGGUCAUUGACAUUUCGAUGAUCUUGGCUGAGGCGAUCCGAAGGACCCACAACGGUGAAUCUGUCUCUUACCUGUUCAGCCACGUCCCGCUAUAAAUGCACACGAUAGGAGUGUGGAGCGAGCCUGCUAGCAUCUGAGUAGUAUGCGUUUAUCUGAUUUUUAAGCUUUAGGACUUAGCAAUUAGAACGCAAAAGCAUCAGAUCUUUAUCUGUUCCAAAAUCCGUUGUUUUCCCCUUCUAUAGCUCCAGACCGUUAUUAUUUCCAGUUUGGGAGGAAGGUGGCAGUUAUUUGACCUGUGAACUGUCAUAAAUGAGAAAUAUUUUUGUCAUCUUGACUUGUUCUGAUAGGGGACCUUUUCUUUUAUUCUGUCAGUGUUUUACGGCCAUAGCUUUAUAAUUCCAUUGUGGAAGUUCAUAGUUUAUAUUUAGGGUUGCCAAAGGUGACUUUAGGAUAAAGCUUUCUAUGUAGAUAUAUAACAAUAAUGCCUAUGGACGUUUGGGUAAAACCCUGUACAGUAUGAGCCCUUAAACUGUAAGAAAACCUUAGAAAAAUGUAUAAUACCGUGGAUUUCGAAUUUAUUUUAUUUUUUUAGUAACUGGGUUCCAAAUAAACCAUUUCGGUUUUUGUGCUUAAUCUGGACCAAAUUUUAUAUAGUUUAAGAUGGCCACUGACACAUUUUUGGAUAAACAUUAGACAUACCGCAGGCUAUGUAGUUCAGUAUUUUUUUUUUUAUUGCCACUUCUGAAAAGCAUCUCAUAACUAUCGCCUACCUGAAAUGUCACGUUCUAAAAUUUCCAAAAUUAUGUGCAGCGAUAGAUCUGAUCUAGAAACCAUUUUGAGAUAGUGUCUACUCUCACUGACACAUUAAUGCUCGCCUCUGUCCAUCCCAGGUGGACAGUCCUUUGGGUACCUCUUGUCCUUUUAGGUCACAUUUUUUUAGCUCUAGCUUUUACUUUGCCUUUUUUCCAAUAAUUUCACGUCGUGGAUUUCCACCAAAACAAAACUCCUCUAAGUUCCCUCAGGUUUACUAAUCUGAGCGUAAUUUUGCUUUCGAUGUAAACACAAAAGUGAAUUUUUGUGAGUGACCCCGAAUGCAUAUUUAAACAUCAUCUUAAUAGUUUUGAUUUAAUGUUCUUUUGCCUUUUUAAAUCAAAAGUACCAAGUCUUCUAGGCAACUGAUUAUUUCAGCUAAAGUUGUUACUUGAAAAAUGGGGGUAAGAAAGGCCUGUGAAAAAGUACAGAUAAGUAAACAUUAGUUAUUCCCUUAAGAUCCUUUUCAAAUAGGGGCCCAAGGAGUGACUCUGGAGGGGGAGAUGGCUGUCUCCGCGAGAUGGCCCUUGAUGACAUCCUCCAAAGUGAGGUGUCCCCCGACUGCGGCAGAAGGCAAGCCUUACACAUUGGUGGGCAACCUACUGAAUUCUCCAGCCCCGAAAGAAGAGAAUUUGCCUGCAUAAAAUAAUAAACAACAGUCUCUCCCUUCUGCCAAAUCUGAAAACUUGAGAAUAAAUUCCUUAAUCUAAAUUCUGCAAGUGGAAAAAUAAAAUCUUUUUAAGUCAUUAACAAGUAUAACAAUCUUUAAGGUUUCAAACUUCCCUACGGCAAGUUUGAAUCGAAGUUAAAAAGUAUCAUUUUAGUGGUUGCAGAAAUGAGCAUUUAGUUAGACCUUAAAAUGGUUUUUGAGGAAAAAUAUUGUAACCUGGUAAAGCCAGCUGUGCCAUACGGAUUGACUAUAUUUAGAAAGAGUUAACUUGAGAUAUGUAAAGAGCUUAUUUAGAUGCCGUUUACUUUUAAUUUUUGAUAAAUGAGUGAUAUCUCUAUUUCUUACAAUUUUAUGUGCAUAGGGAAAUGAGAUGUAGUUAGGAACAAGCAAACAGUUUGGCAUACAAGUGUAGACAUGCUGACAUGACUAAAACCAGUCCAUUUAAAAGUAAUCAUUUCAAUUAAGAUUUAGAGUAAAAUAGCUAGUUUUAAAAUAAUCUGAAGGUAAAAGAAAAAUCUUUAUUGUCAUUCUCUGAAUUAAGAACUGAUUGAUGAUCGUUAUUGAGCACCGCUUUUGUGUUUAAAAGUACUUCUAAUACAUUGAUUAGACUUUGCCAUGCACAGUGGCAGUGUAGACCUUAGCUGUUGGGUGAUUUCAGUUCGACAAAGAUGAGGAAGAUGGCUUCCAGGCAGCCUCUUCCCAGAACUGGAGCUUCCCUUGCUGGUAUGGAAACAUUUAAGUGAAACUGUUGAAUAUAUAUUGGUCCCGUCCAGCUCUGCUGAAUGGAGGCAGACUCGGCAUGCAUCUGGCCAAAAGGGGAGCCAGAGCAACGUGAAUACACCAGAGUCACUCAGCCUCCAACUUAAUCCACUUACAGAUAUUCAGAUUAUAACUGUCCUUUGUCGGGUGGGAUGUCAACUAGAUUCAGCACUAUAUUAUUUGCAGUGCUUGUAUUGGCUUAGAACAUAGGAUUUUAAGAUCUUCCAACACUGUACUAAAACAUUUCAAUAAAAUCAUACUGCUUCUUUCAAA
This is a messenger RNA of Pteropus alecto (black flying fox), 3481 nucleotides long. It is a transcript of the gene PRPS2, whose product is annotated as phosphoribosyl pyrophosphate synthetase 2. Gene Ontology annotation, molecular function: magnesium ion binding; ribose phosphate diphosphokinase activity. Gene Ontology annotation, cellular component: cytoplasm; ribose phosphate diphosphokinase complex. The record is from RefSeq and is a predicted model, not a curated record. Gene Ontology annotation, biological process: ribonucleoside monophosphate biosynthetic process; 5-phosphoribose 1-diphosphate biosynthetic process; purine nucleotide biosynthetic process. Lineage: Eukaryota; Metazoa; Chordata; Mammalia; Chiroptera; Pteropodidae. The coding region runs from base 108 to 1064 and encodes 318 amino acids. The transcript has 7 exons.